AAAUCUAAUUCUAGGUCAUCUCAAGUUAUAUGCCAGACAGAUGGUAAUAAACACGAAUUGUUCAUUAUUUUAACAGAGACCCAUCAAAAGAAAAGUAGCGGAGAAUGUUGGGAGCAUGGAGAUGGUAUCAAAACCAGUUAACGAAGAAUCCAGUACGAACCCAAAUUAUAAGUUCUGGAAUCUUAUGGGCAACUGGAGAUGUUGCUGCUCAGUACGUCAGCUUUUCAACCAAAAAACGCCUCCAUCUCUCAACUGAUAAACAAAAGAAAAAAUUCAAAGUAGACUGGAAACGAGUUGCUACUACAAGCAUGUUUGGUCUUGGUUUUGUAGGACCAGUUGGUCACUUCUGGUAUGAAGGCUUGGAGCAUGUAACAAAGCAUCGUUUACGAUUGCGUCCCAAUUCGUUGCAGUUUGUUACUGCUAAGUUGGCUGCAGACACCCUUAUUUUUGGACCUGUGCAUUUGCUUGCAUUCUUUACAUAUAUGGGUCUUGCUUCUGGAAAGAAGCUUGAUCAGGUUAAGGAGGAUGUUAAAAGGGAUCUUCUCCCAGCUUUUAUGAUGGAAGGAUCCACAUGGACUUUAGUACAGACAGUAAAUUUUCGUUUUGUACCUGUUCGGUAUCAACUUCUUUAUGUCAAUUUUUUUUGUUUGCUUGAUAGUGCUUUUCUUUCAUGGUUUGAGCAACAAGAGGAUGCCCCAUGGAAAAGAUGGUUGAAAUCCCUCCUAUCAGCUUAAACACAAUAGAAAUAGAAAUUGUGAGAUUGGUCUUACAGCAACAAUACAUAUUUUUAACUCUGCAAACCUCAAUGAUUCAUUUGCUGCCAACGAGCAACUAUUAGAAACUGUAACCGUCUUCUUUAUCAAUACCCAUGGUAUCCUCUUCCAUUUUCCCUCUCACACUUUUAAACUUGACAGAUUAAUCCAUGGACAAAAUUUUGGCAUUUGCCAUUUUCUGUAAUUCGAAUGCCACAUAUACAUUAUAAUUGUUAGAUUUACCAGCAGGGCCACCGGUUUGAAUCUUGUUGACUAUUAGAUAAUGUGCAGACCUUGGUUACAAUUUUGACA
Messenger RNA from Cryptomeria japonica (Japanese cedar), 1064 nucleotides. RefSeq names its product protein SYM1. Lineage: Eukaryota; Viridiplantae; Streptophyta; Pinopsida; Cupressales; Cupressaceae. Gene Ontology annotation, cellular component: membrane; cytoplasm. The coding region runs from base 105 to 734 and encodes 209 amino acids. The record is from RefSeq and is a predicted model, not a curated record. The transcript is spliced from 3 exons.